CGACUAAUGGUUAUCUAUAGUUGACGCGUUUAGUAAAUUGGCGCGCGUAGCGAGCUCUGACCCAGCUUGAUCAUCCGCACAAAGACGGCACUGGAAUGACUCUAGUCGCACAAGUACGGCCUUUGAUGCUCAUACUUUUUUUCAUUGUCUAUGGCCGAUCCCCAGGUCCUCUCCGCAGUCAAGUCCACUUGCCGAUGCGCGCUGCGGAGACGACAGCCAACCAGAGACAACACUCCAAACGCAUUGCAUGAUUCACGCCGACCUCGGUGCGGACAAUUGUUCCACGAAUAAGUUGGUCCUCUCAUAUGUUUGUCGGUUCCCAAGAAGUUGUCCCAGUACAGACUUCAAACAAAUCGCGACCAUUUGCCAUCCGCAAUCAUGUCUCCAAUCGCGAUACCUGGGAAGCACGAAUAUAGCAUAGCUUGCAUGCCGGCAGAUGGCAUCGGUCCAGAAGUCAUUGGCGCAGGUGUUGAGGUGCUCAAAACCAUGAGCGAGGCAUCCUCGGGCGCCUUUACAUUUCAAUUUGAGGACUACGACUGGAGCAGCGACACAUACAAGAAGCUGGGCAAAUACAUCCCAGACGGAGGCCUUGAAGACCUUCGACGACACGAUGCGAUUCUCUUUGGCGCAGUGGGAGCUCCUGACGUACCCGAUCACAUCAGUCUGUGGGGCCUACGAUUAGCCAUAUGUCAACCUUUCCAACAAUAUGCAAACGUACGACCGACGAAGAUUCUACGCGGUACCGAGUCACCUCUGCGUAAAGCAAAGACGGGUGAUCUGGACUGGGUCAUUAUCCGCGAAAACAGCGAAGGCGAGUAUGCUGGCCAAGGAGGUCGAUCGCAUCGCGGCCAACCCUGGGAGACGUCCACCGAGGUCAGCAUCUUUACUCGCCACUGCGUAGAACGCCUCAUUCGUUUCGCUUUCGAGAUCGCACAAAAGCGGCCGAAGAAGCACAUCACCGUAGUGACCAAAUCGAACGCACAGCGGAAUGGUAUGGUGAUGUGGGAUGAGAUUGCUUACGAAGUCGCCAAAGACUUCCCGGACGUUCAGAUGGACAAGAUGCUCGUUGACGCAAUGACCUGUCGGAUGGUACUGCAACCGAACUCGAUUGACACGAUUGUGGCUACUAACCUCCAUGCGGACAUUCUCAGCGACCUAGCUGCAGCAUUAGCAGGCUCUAUCGGGAUAGCACCGACAUCAAAUCUGGACCCGACUCGGAAGAAUCCGAGCAUGUUUGAGCCAAUCCACGGCUCAGCAUUCGACAUCACCGGCAAGGGCGUUGCAAAUCCCGUGGGCACCUUCUGGACAGCGGCAGAGAUGUUGAGGUGGUUGGGUGAGGAGCAGGCGGCUGACGUGCUGAUGGAGUGUAUCGAGAAAGUCUGCGAAGCUGGUAUUCUGACUCGUGAUCUCGGCGGUACUGCUGGCACCAAAGAGGUCACCAACGCUGUGUGUGAGGAGGUACGCAAAGCGUAUGGGCGGAAAAGGGGUGAUUAGCCAGCUUCAUCCCUUCCCAGGAUGUCGUUGAUGUACAUUUCGUCUCCGGCCACGAGAAUGCAAGGCCGCUGCGUUGGCAGCGCCCCGACUGCUCGAUUUUACAGCAUGACGUUGCGAAAGCGUUGGUCAACAGAGUGACGCCUUGCCGGUCACCUAGUCACUGAAAGCCAUUGCUUGCAAUGUUGUUGUGUCCGUGAUCGUGAGGUUGCGAGAGACCAAUCAGUGCAAAUGGAAGCGAGCAAGCGUUUGGAGCCUGGCGGGG
Messenger RNA from Baudoinia panamericana UAMH 10762, 1756 nucleotides. RefSeq lists its product as uncharacterized. Gene Ontology annotation, molecular function: magnesium ion binding; NAD binding; oxidoreductase activity, acting on the CH-OH group of donors, NAD or NADP as acceptor. The coding region runs from base 379 to 1494 and encodes 371 amino acids. The record is from RefSeq and is a predicted model, not a curated record. The transcript is spliced from 3 exons. NCBI's taxonomy places the organism in Eukaryota, Fungi, Ascomycota, Dothideomycetes, Mycosphaerellales, Teratosphaeriaceae.